AUGAAGUUAUCUGUACUCGCCGUGGCGGCGGUGGCCUCAGCCAAAACCACCGUCACCGUUUACAAGUGCUGCACCAAAGCCCCUGUCAAAACUGACGUGUUUGCUGACUGCUACACCGUGACCUACAAAGACAAAGACAACAAGCCUCAUGUCACCACGGUGUACCCUCCCCUGCCCACUUCGACGUCGGGUAAGCCGAGAAAGAAGGCUAAGGUCCACUGUCACUUGGACGGCGUGUGCAAGACCACCAUCAUCCCUCCUCCUGACUGCACCACCACCACCGUGAUCACCUGUCCCAAGAGCACUGGUGAGUGCCACACCUCGGUGCACACCAACCCUACGCCUACUGGCUCUGGAUCUGGUAAUGGUUCUGCUUCCGGUAACGGCUCCGGUAACGGCAGCGCCUCCAACACUGGUGGUUCUGGUAACGGCACUGGUAAUGGUACCGGUAACGGUGGCUCCGCUUCUCAAACUGGCGGCUCGGGUACCGGCGUCGUCGCUCCCACUGAUUCCAACUCCACCGGUGGCACUGGUGUUGUCGCCCCUACCGAAUCUGACUCCACCGACGGCACUGGUGUUGUUGCUCCCACUGACUCCGAAGACAGUGCUUCGGGUUCCGCUACUGACACUGGCCGUGGUCCCACUACCGCCACUGGCAGUGUCAGCGGUGACGGCAUCAGCACCUCCGACACCGGUGUCGUUGCCCCCGAAAGUGACUCUACUUCCAACACUGGUGCUGUUGCUCCUGAAAGUGACAGCACUGAUUCCGGUAACGCUACCCCGACGAGCGAUGUCAGCUCGACUAUUGCUCCGUCGUCCACUUCUGAACCCACUUCGUCUGCCGCUCCUUCGUCGUCGCCCACUUCUGAACCCACUUCGUCUGCCACUCCUUCGUCGUCGCCCACUUCGGUGACCAUGCCUCCCUCGUCGUCGUCGCUGACCCCUCCCUCGUCGUCAGCUUCGUCGCUGCUGGCUUGCCCCACCGCUAACUUGGACGCUGAGAUGUCGAACUUGACUGGUGACACUAAGACCAAGGCGGAAAGCAUCUUGGACUUCCACAACCAGAAGCGUGCUCUUCACGGCGUGUGCCCUCUUGCCUGGUCGGACACUCUCUACCAAUUCGCUAAGCAAUUGGCUGACGCCAAGCUGUGCUCGGACUUCUCGUUGACUCACACUGCCAACAACCCUUACGGGGAAAACCUUUCCAUGGGUUGGGGUAACGACUUCUUGAAGGGUCCCAACGUGUGGUACGAAGAAGGUAACAACUUGGACUGGUCCAACCCCAGCGCCAUCCCUUACUCCCACUUCUCGCAAAUGAUCUGGAAGUCGACGACCAAGUUGGGUUGCGCCUGGAAGGACUGUAACGCCCAAGGUAACGGUUACUACCUCGUGUGUGAGUACGACCCCAAGGGUAACACCAAUGCCAAUGGUGGUAAGGUGGCCAACAUCUUGCCUCCUGUUUAG
Messenger RNA from Diutina rugosa, 1464 nucleotides. RefSeq lists its product as uncharacterized. The record is from RefSeq and is a predicted model, not a curated record. The coding region runs from base 1 to 1464 and encodes 487 amino acids. Lineage: Eukaryota; Fungi; Ascomycota; Pichiomycetes; Serinales; Debaryomycetaceae. The transcript has a single exon.